This is a messenger RNA of Thunnus maccoyii (southern bluefin tuna), 2090 nucleotides long. It is a transcript of the gene stmn2a, whose product is annotated as stathmin 2a. The coding region runs from base 246 to 785 and encodes 179 amino acids. Gene Ontology annotation, cellular component: cytoplasm; neuron projection; growth cone. Gene Ontology annotation, biological process: microtubule depolymerization; regulation of microtubule polymerization or depolymerization; neuron projection development. Gene Ontology annotation, molecular function: tubulin binding. The transcript is spliced from 6 exons. The record is from RefSeq and is a predicted model, not a curated record. NCBI's taxonomy places the organism in Eukaryota, Metazoa, Chordata, Actinopteri, Scombriformes, Scombridae.
GAAUGAUGAAUGUGCACUAGAAGGCUGUUUUCACAUUCAUCUGCUGAAGGAGGAAGGUUUCUGUGUCCAGUAUUCAACUCACGCUAAUAGCACAGAGGAGGGUCUAUUUGCGCGCUCCCGUACGUGCCCACCUCCUGUCUGCCAUCCGAUCCUAACCCGGUCUGUUCGCUGACUCAGUGCCUUAAGCAGCAUCACCGUUCACCUGAACAGAGCUACAGCAUCCUCUCCGGAGAAAUACAUCAGCCAUGGCCAAAACAGCAACCGCAUACAAAGAGAAGAUGAAGGAGCUGUCUGUCCUCUCCCUCAUCUGCUCCUGCUUCUACCCAGAGACACGCAACAAGCUCAUGGGUGAAUUUGAAGACAUGGAGGUGAAAACUUUAAACAAGCGGGCCUCUGGCCAGGCUUUCGAGGUUAUUCUCAAGCCUCUGUCCCCAGUAUCGGAUGUAACCCACAGUCUCCCUUCACCCCCCAAGAGGGCCAUCUCCUUGGAGGAAAUUGAGAAGAAACUGGAGGCUGCUGAAGAUCGGAGGAGGUCCCAAGAAGCCCAGUUGCUGAAGGCUUUGGCAGAAAAGAGGGAGCAUGAGAGGGACGUGUUGCUAAAGGCCAUGGAAGAGAACAGCAACUUCAGCAAGAUGGCCGAGGAGAAGCUCCAGAUGAAAAUGGAGCAGAUCAAGGAGAACCGUGAAGCCUAUCUGGCAGCCAUGCUUGAGCGUCUACAGGAGAAGGAGAGACAUGCAGCUGUGGUGCGCAGGAACAAAGAGCUGAAGGAAGAGCUGACAGCAUGAGCAUCUCACGAGUCCUGACUUCCAUGGUCCAUCUACGUCCCUACAUCCAGCCCCCUUCCCCGCCCUGCUCCCAUCCCUCUCCAGAACAGACACCCGACCCUGGAGCCAGAUAGGUGGAGGACCUCACCACCACAUCACAACACACCACACCACAAUACUCACCACUAUCAGUAUUAUCAAUGGAUACAAACAUCAGUAACACUCAUCUUGAGAACUGAAUGGAUUUCUUGAUUUUAGAGAAAAUGCGAGAAUAUGGCUAUUAUUAUUUUGUAAAUACCUUUUUUUUUCAAAUCUAUCUAUCUAUCUAUCUAUCUAUCUAUCUAUCUAUCUAUCUAUCUAUCUAUCUAUCUAUCUAUGAUGGUAGGUGAAGUACAUACAAAGGUUGUAAUGUGCUCCACUGUACAAUUCAAACAUUUUGUUUGUAAUUGAUUAACGUUUCAGUUCUUGAAAUUUGACUCUACAACCAUUUUUCUUGUGAAAGCCUUUGGUGUUGUGAGUUGGCUGUAGAUUGACAUUUGCAGUGUUUCCUGAUGAUGUCAUGAUGAUGAUGAUGUUUCUGUGUCUUUGUGAAGAAUGACGGUUGGUGUAUCUAGAAUGCAGACUCCUCAAGAUUUCAACGUAUCCCACCUGUAUCUUCCGCACGCACGCCUACUCAUUCUCAGCACACACGCUUGGAAUUUAAUAAUACGCCAAACCCACAGAUUUAAAAAGUGUCCACUUCCUCUGAAACUGAGCUUGAUAAUGAACUUGAUAGGUGCUUUACUAUGAUAAUUAAGAAUGUCUAUGCCCAAUGGGAGCAACUGUUUAUAAACUUGCAGAUUCCAACUUAACCUGACAAUUCCAUUUCUCAAUGAAUCCAUCUUUAGCCGACUCAAUCGCUCUGUUAUGUACACAGUAUUUGGGGAUUAAUCUCUUUAAUGUUAUGACACCAUACUGGUACCACGCAUAGUGUCUUGGACAGUGGAAUGUGCCGUUGCUCCCACCUUGAUAUUGAUAGCGUGAACAUAACGUAUGUCUGCGUGGGUGUGUGAGUUUACCAUAAGGCAUCAUUAGCAUCUGCUCUCUGUAGGGGUUUAGAUAGAGAAUGGAUGCAGGAUGCUUUACAUUCAGCACACUGAACUAGUCUCUUUUUAAUAUACAAUACCACUGAUAACUGCCUGCAUCCUCUUGCUGCUUGUGUUUCUCCCUUCAUAUAUUUCUCUGUGAAAGCUUUGCUGAAUAAAGGUUUGGGGUUCUGUGAACAUGGCAUGCACCAUCUAAUAAUUUUUCUGUGCUAAAAGACGAGGGAAAAUGUAAACUGCCAAA